Molecule: messenger RNA, 973 nt
Organism: Aspergillus japonicus CBS 114.51
Lineage: Eukaryota; Fungi; Ascomycota; Eurotiomycetes; Eurotiales; Aspergillaceae
Gene: cbfA
Product: putative CBF/NF-Y family transcription factor
Exons: 4
Coding region: 129-860 (243 amino acids)
Biological process (GO): leading strand elongation; DNA damage response; heterochromatin formation
Cellular component (GO): epsilon DNA polymerase complex; CHRAC
Molecular function (GO): protein heterodimerization activity; chromatin DNA binding
Source: RefSeq, a predicted model, not a curated record
AACCAGAAUUUUGGACAGCCGUGGGAAGGAAGGGGACAAGAUCUUGGAAAGACUCGAUCGGAUCGCGAACACCGUCAACCGUCAACCCCAACCAACCCAUCCCCCAGAAAAGAUCUAUAUAAAACAAGAUGGCUCGCAAAUCCACCUCCAACACGACAGCAGCAGCAGCAGCAGCAGCAGCAGAUCCCUCCUCACCCACGACGCAAUCCCCGCCCUCCCACCCAUCCUCCUCCUCUCCUCAACCCGACACCACAGCAGCAGGAACAGCAGCAGCUACACCCAAAACCAGCGGAGGAACCGUGGAAGCGACCGAACAGCAACUGAAAGCCCGCGCAGAAGCGGGCGUAGGCAUUGAGGACUACCUCCUCCCACGCUCCCUAACAAUCCGCCUGGCCAAAUCCGUCCUCCCACCCAACACCUCCAUCCAAAAGGACGCGGUAUUAGCCCUGCAGAAGGCGGCGACGGUGUUUGUCUCGUAUCUGAGUUCGCACGCCAACGAAGCCACGCUCAAACGAACGGUCGCGCCGGCGGACGUGUUCCAUGCGCUGACGGAGUUGGAGUUUGAUUCGUUCCGCGGGCGGUUGGAGAAGGAGCUGGAUGCGUUUACGGAGUUGAAGGCCGGGAAGAGGAGGGGGAAGAAGGAUGACGAUGACGAUGACGAGGAUGAGGACGACGACGACGACGAGGAGGACGGCGAGGAGGAACCCAAGGAGGAGGACGAUAUCGACCGGGUGGAGGAUCUGGAUGGAGGCGACGCCAGGCACCGCGCCAGAGUCAUGAACCCGGAUGUCGACGGGGAUGAGACCGACAGUGAGCAUGAGUCGGGGCCUGGGAACCAGCUGAGGGGGGAAAUGGGUUAAUGGAUUGUCGGAUACCUCGUGAUGAGAAGGCGUCUAAUGCUUGCAAUGUACAAAUGCGGGUUGGUACCCAAAUCAACUACUACCGUUAUCCUAAUACACCACAAUCAUCAUAU